AAACUCUGAAAAGACCCGGCGGGAGCGUCAGUGCCUCAGUGUGUCUAACUUGACCUGAGUCAGAUUUUAUCGUUUCCACUUCCCGCAAAACUAAACUUUGUGCCAGAAAGAGACGAAGAGUGAAGAAUGAAGUGAGCAGAAGAGGAGGAGGAGCAGAGCCGAUCAGUCCCAUUGAUCGGGUAUCGAGUCGCUCGGAGAUGCAGGCCUCCGCCGUGGCCGCGGCUCUCAGCGUGCUGGGCGUUCUGCUCAGCCUGGAGUGCACGGUGUCCCACCAGCCCAAAGACGGCGAGGAGAAAACACGGCCGCAUAUCAUCUUCAUCCUCACAGAUGACCAGGGCUACAACGACAUUGGUUAUCACAACCCAACCAUCAAGACGCCCACACUGGACAAGCUGGCGGCGGAGGGUGUGAAGUUAGAGAACUACUACGUCCAGCCCAUCUGCACGCCGUCACGCAGCCAACUCAUCACCGGCAGGUAUCAGAUCCACACGGGACUACAGCACUCCAUCAUCAGGCCGCGGCAGCCGAGCUGUCUGCCGUCACACAUGGACACGCUGCCCGAGAGACUCCGCCAGGCCGGCUACACCACACACAUGGUGGGCAAGUGGCACCUGGGCUUCUACAGGAAAGUGUGCCUGCCCACCAGAAAAGGUUUCGACAGUUUCUUCGGCUCUUUAACAGGAAGUGUGGAUUACUACAACUACGAGUCCUGUGAUGGUCCUGGAUUAUGUGGGUACGAUCUCCAUGAUGACGAGUCUGUGGCCUGGGGGCAGGAGGGGAAAUACUCCACCCUACUGUUCACACAGAGGGCGCGAAAAAUCCUGGAGAGCCACGAUCCCGCUGCACGGCCAAUGUUCCUGCUGUUGUCCCUACAGGCCGUCCACACGCCUUUACAGCCCCCAAAAUCCUACAUCUACCCGUACCGCCACAUGGCUAACGUCGCCAGGAGGAAGUACGCUGCCAUGGUUUCUACGGUGGAUGAAGCAGUUCGCAACAUAACCUACGCCGUUCGAAAGUAUGGAUACUACCGGAACAGCGUGAUCAUCUACUCCACCGACAACGGCGCCCAGCCGUUCACAGGCGGGAGCAACUGGCCCCUCCGCGGGCGGAAGGGUACUUACUGGGAAGGCGGAGUCCGCGGGGUGGCGUUUGUCCACAGUCCACUGCUGCGGCGCAGGCGGCGGAUCUCCAAAGCUCUUCUCCACAUCACUGACUGGUUCCCGACCCUGGUGGGUCUGGCUGGAGGAAACAACAGCCAGAGUCGCGGCCUGGAUGGUUUUGAUGUUUGGCCCACCAUCAGUGAAGGGGCAGAGUCACCUCGACAGGAAAUCCUUCACAACAUCGACCCUCUGCACAAACCUCUGGCUUCAGCCACCGUCAGGGAAACCAGCAAAAAGAAGGUCACGAGGACAGCGCCAGGAGCCUCAGGUAGCGCAGCAAGAGGCUCAGGUUCAGGGCCGAAGAAGCCAAAGAAGAAGCGGCAGCAGAAGGAGAAACUGGUGUUCAAAGCAAAGACCACCAAGAAACCUUGGACUUUUUCCCAUCAUGCACCAAAGUCCAAGCCCGUUCCCAAAUCAAAAAUGAAGCUUCUCAUCAAAUCAAAGCUCAAACCCCAAAUGAACUCCCAGUACAGGAAACGCUUGAAGUCCUAUUUCAGAGGGGCUCCAUUCACCCACCAGGGGCCAGUGUCAGGAACAAGAAGCCCCAAAUUCCACGUUCGCAUUCAAUCACCUUUAGAGCCAAAGUCCAGACAGAUCUCAUCCCAGUACCAGGACCUGCCACAGUCAAGAGCACGACAACCCAUGUCUCAGGUAACGCUCAGCGUGACGUCCCCGCCCACCCCGUCUGUUUGGGACACAUCUGUCCAGGCUGCCAUAAGAGUUGGCGACUGGAAGCUGCUAACAGGAGACCCAGGUCAUGGUGACUGGGUCCCACCUCAGGUCCUUCCAACUCUUCCUGGUCGCUGGUGGAACCUCGAACGGGGCUUCUCAACGCUUUACAAAACCCCUGCACACAAAAACGUUUGGCUCUUCAACAUCACAGAUGACCCGUGUGAACGCCGGGACUUGGCAGACCAGAGACCAGAUGUGGUUCAACAGCUGCUGGCCCGACUUGCCCACUACAACCAGACCGCUGUGCCGGUUUACUUUCCACCCGACGACCCUCAGGCCAACCCUAGCCGGCACGGCGGCGCCUGGGUACCCUGGGCAAAUGGAGGGAAGGACGAGGAGGUAAAAUAUCAUGGAGUUUACAAGAAAAGUAAGAACAAUAAGAAGAAGAAAAAGAAGUGUCGUUUGUGCAAGCUGAAGUCGUUCUUUCUGAAACUAAAUACCGGGAUGAUGUCCAACCGGAUCUGAGGUGCCAGCUGAGCCGGGAUAUUAAUGCUACCAAGGGGGUUAUGUUUUCACAGGUGUGUUUGUAAUGAGAACAAGAAAAAAAAAAAAAAAAAAAAAAAAAUCUAUGGACCAGUUUUCUUGACAGACGUUUGAGGGGUGUGGAUCCUGAUCUAGGGACAGUUCCGGAUGCCGCCCCCAUGACUAGGACCUAAUGCGAGAUGUUUCUAGAGGGUGCAGAUGUUUGGUAUUUUACCUUUUUAGUAAUACGUCGGAUCACGUUAAUAGCCAAAACGCACACCUGCCCUCACGUGGUAACGAGCCAUGAUGUGUGGAAUCUGCAUUACUACUGUAAACGGCUUUUUGCUCACAUUUUUUUUUGUUGAAUUUCAACAUCAAGUUCUUAAGAUGUUUCUCAGAAGAUGCUGUUGGUUCAGGUCUGGGAGGGUGUGCUGGUACUGCGCGUUACCACAUCCACCACACCGUGGUACUGCCUUGGGUCCUGGAUGACAACCACCCAGGUACAUCAGGCAGUUGAGGGCAGCUGUAUUUGGGGAACCAAUACACAGUGAGAUACUCGUCUCUAAUCGGCCUCCGAGCCUGUUCUUAAAGAUUGUGACCUCUCCGUGUGACUUCACCUCAUUUUUGUGACAGUUUAAGAGUUCUUGUAGAAAAUGGCUGACGCAGUUUGAACAUGUUUACAGCGGUGUCAUUAGGUUGACUUCUGUAAUUGUUUUGGACACACAGACACAAUAAUGCCUGAAAUGGUU
This is a messenger RNA of Thalassophryne amazonica, 3103 nucleotides long. RefSeq names its product arylsulfatase I-like. The transcript has 11 exons. NCBI's taxonomy places the organism in Eukaryota, Metazoa, Chordata, Actinopteri, Batrachoidiformes, Batrachoididae. Bases 198 to 2357 code for a protein of 719 amino acids. The record is from RefSeq and is a predicted model, not a curated record.